This is a messenger RNA of Penicillium digitatum Pd1, 1524 nucleotides long. RefSeq names its product rhomboid family membrane protein. The record is from RefSeq and is a predicted model, not a curated record. Gene Ontology annotation, molecular function: serine-type endopeptidase activity. Gene Ontology annotation, cellular component: membrane. Gene Ontology annotation, biological process: proteolysis. NCBI's taxonomy places the organism in Eukaryota, Fungi, Ascomycota, Eurotiomycetes, Eurotiales, Aspergillaceae.
AUGGCCUCCAACGAAUACUAUCACACAAAUAUCCCACAACCCCCCGGCUACGACCAUACUGUACCCCCGAAGACAGAUCAAGCGCCACACACAGUUCCUGGAUUUGGCUACGCAAGUCACAGCUACAACCACGGCAAUCCUUCAGCCCCUUAUAACGGCCGUGAAAGUCAACAAUCAUUUGCAUCGGACAAUGAACAAUACCAGACAGCCGGACGGUCAACGGAAGGCGACAAUUACGCAGAAAAUAUACCUUUAAAGACCAAUGCCCAGUAUGGAAACAAUCCAGAUUGGAUGCGCCAACAAACACAGUACCCUCUAUCACCAGGGGGCCUUGAGGAAAGCCAACAACGUGGUGUCCGAAAGAAGAAGGGAUUUUUCAGCAAGAAGAUUGCCUGGGUGACAUACAUCUUGACACUAGCACAGAUUAUCGUAUUUAUUCUCGAACUGGUUAAGAAUGCCCAGAUGACAGGGUCAGUCAUUGAGACGAAGCCCACCUUCAAUCCGAUGAUCGGGCCCUCGCCGUACGUUCAAAUAUACAUGGGAGCACGCUAUAACCCGUGCAUGAAGAACAUCAAGGGGAUCCAGGAUGCCAAUCACACUAUUCCGUGGCUCUGUCCGAAUGCCACAUCGACGAUGGUGACUGGAACGGGGUGUACAUUAUCCGAUGUGUGUGGCUUUAGCGGUGUCCCCAACCCCCACAUUGGAGGGUCGACGGAUGAUCAGCCGUCUCCCAACCAGUGGUACAGAUUCAUCAUCCCCAUCUUCAUGCACGGAGGAUUCAUCCACAUCGGAUUCAACCUGUGGGUUCAGGUGACCAUGGGCGCUGACAUGGAGCGUAUGGUUGGCAUGUGGCGCUAUACUGUAACCUACUUUGCCAGUGGUAUCUUUGGGUUCGUAUUGGGCGGAAACUAUGCCGCGCAGCUCAAUCCCAGUGAUGGCUGCUCGGGCGCCCUAUUCGGUAUCCUUGCACUUUUCCUUCUUGAUCUGCUUUAUGACUGGCCCCAGCGCGAAUCUCCGUGGGUUGAGCUGAUCAUCAUGCUCCUCGGUGUGGGCGUCUCCUUUGUUCUUGGUCUUCUGCCAGGAUUGGACAACUUCUCCCAUAUUGGUGGCUUCAUCAUGGGUCUCGCCAUUGGCUUGACGAUUAUGCGAUCACCUAACGCUCUUCGUGAACGGAUUGGUCUGGCACGACAGCCUUAUGUUGCUAUGAGCGGCGGGGCUGGCCAAGUUGGCCCCGAGCAAAAGACCACCUCCGUGACGGAUUUCUUCAAGGGCAAGCGAGGCCUCACCUCCAACUCGACAGAAACGCCCGGCUCUACGAAAGGCCCGCUCUAUUUCUUCAAGGGCCGCAAGCCUCUUUGGUGGCUGUGGUGGGUGGUCCGUGCCGGUGCCCUGGUUGCUGUCCUCGUUGGUUUCAUUAUGUUGAUCGUCAAUUUUUAUAAAUACCCCUCCUCGGACUGCUCCUGGUGCUACCGGUUGAGUUGCAUGCCCGUCAAUGGCUGGUGUAAUCAGAACAACUUGCCUUGA